This is a messenger RNA of Meloidogyne enterolobii, 1008 nucleotides long. Lineage: Eukaryota; Metazoa; Nematoda; Chromadorea; Rhabditida; Meloidogynidae. The record is from the annotation of a GenBank genome assembly.
AUGAUAGAUAUGGGGGGAGCAUCAACCCAAAUAGCUUUUGAACUCCCUCUUAAUUUAAAUGAACAACAAAGUCAGGAUGAAAACGAAAAUAUUCAAAUAAUUCAAUUAAUUUCCUCAACAAAACAAUUUUUAUUUAAAAUUUUUGUAACAACCUUUCUCGGUUUUGGAGUAAAUGAAGGGGCUAAAAAAUAUGAAAAAUUAUUGUGGUCAAAAAUUAAUGAUGGAAGGAAUUUGUCUGAAAAGGAAAUUAUUUUGGAUGGAUGUUUACCUAAAGAUUUUUUGAAAUUAACUUCUAUUGAAGAUGAAGAGGAUGGACAACAAUUUAUUAGAAAAGGUGAUGGACAAUGGGAUAAUUGUGUUCAAGAUAUUGCUGAUUUAAUUUUUGAUAAACACAAAGAAUGCCCAAAAACUAAAAAAUGUUUUUUUGGCGGUGUAAAAAUUCCAAAAGGAGUUUCUUUAUCAGAUUUUGAAUUAUAUGGAUUUAGUGAAUAUUGGUUUAGUGUAGAUGAUGUUCUUUCUUUGGGGGGAAUUUAUGAUCAUGAUAUUUUUGAAGAAAAAGCUAAACAAUUUUGUAGGCAAACAUGGAGAGAAAUUAAGAAAAAAGUUCGUGCAAAACAAUAUCCAAAAGCAGAUCGUGACAGAAUUGAAACACAAUGUUUUAAAUCAGCAUGGAUCCAUGCAAUUUUACAUAAUGGAUUUUAUGUUGAAGAAAAAAGGAAUCAUUUCCAAAGUGCUUUUAAAAUUAAAGGACAAGAAGUACAAUGGGCUUUGGGGGCAAUGAUUUAUCAAAUGAGAGACUUUCCAGUUAAAGCCAGUGGAUCCGCAGAAUUAAGAUCAACUAUUCAAUUAUCAAAUUACACUUGGAUUAUUCUUUAUUUAUUUUCUUUUAUUAUUGUUGUUGCUUUUAUUUGGAAAACUUAUCAAAUUAGGAAGAAACAAUUAAAUGGAAAUUCUAGAUUAUAUCGUUAUAGAAGGCUGGACAGGGGAUUAACUCAAAAUAUGGCAUAA